CAAGACUCGGCUUCUCUCACAGAGAAACACGCCAGGCAUGAGAGAACGGCGAAACGCGGACUGGAGCGGCGGAGCGGCGGUGUUGGCGCCAUCACGCCGUUUGAUCUCAAACGUCAAGAUGGCGUACGUUCGUCGAGAAACAUUCAAAGGUCGAACAACUGUCAAAAUGGAAUCCAGGUCCAAACUGGAGAGUAGUUUAAAAGAGAAACCCUAUCCGGUGGAUCUACCUGUGCGGCAUUACGGCGAGUUGAGCACAGGCUAUGACGAAUACCUGUCCAGCGUCAAGUCAGACGGCGCUGUGUCUAUCGCCCUUCCACGUGGAGAGAAAGUGGAAGUUACUUGUGAGAACAUCGGCCGGCUUGCUUUUCUGAGAGAUGGGGAUUUAUCACAUUUCAUCCUUGCUCUCCACACACCCGAGGAUGAAAGCAGAGUGGUCGCUCUGUACUUGCUGGGCGAAUGGUGGCCUGUUAGUGAUGUUUUGAAGACAUCGAACAAAUCGAGACGUGGGCUUUUGUUAGUGGAAUCGGUGAUGGAGAGAGUCGUGCUCUUCCUCCUCAGUCAAGUUAUAUUUGGAGUCCUGGAAAGGUCUCUCGAAGAAGACCUAUAUUUUUCGUCCUAUUCGUUGUGGGAACAUGGCAAAGUGCUCUGGCAAAAUGGAGAAGCAGUAGGGUUUUACACCAUUAAAAAAAGAGGCAGCCUGUGUGACGACUGCACAGGCCAGAGUUAUCAGCUCCCCGUUCUGGACACCGUGUUUGUUCGCUCUCACUGGAGAAGGACUGGUCUUGCUUUACAGAUGCUGGAGGAUUUCUGCUCUUCUCAAGCCUCUGAGGAGAUUCUGGGAAUUAGCUUUCCUAUGUCACCUGGCAUGUAUGGAGUUUGCAAAAAGUAUCUCGAGAUCCACGAAGAAGAAAGAGAGCGUCUCUAUGAAGUGGAAGCUCCGGGUGGAUGGGCUCAGAGACGCAACGUGUGGCUAAAUAUCCAGCUGCGGGACUUUCCAAAACACUGACAAGAAGCUGUGUUGAUGUAAAACAGCAGACAUGACAUUGGUUGAGUAAUAAAGUGAGACUAAUUACAUGUGGAAACUCCGAGCAGAGUCCACAGUGCUCAUGUAGUCACAAAAGACGUGAAGAUGAUUUGGAGGAAGAGGCAUGAUGUUAUCUUGCGUUUAUUUAAGCUUAUCUAGAGACAGUUUACUGGCUGUUACCGGGCUACAAUGCGAAUCAUCAGUAAGUCGCAUCUAGCUCUGGAAAGAAGCGGUCAAGAAAUAACUCAGACACACAUUGUAUUUUCAAGCCACAACAGAGAGCCUAAAUAUUCAAGAUGGCGUUUCUGUAUGAGCGAGGAUGUAGAUGCUGGUAAUAAGUAGUUGAGAUUUGCCCUCUGGGUAACAGCCUCGGGUAUUGUUAUACUAUAAAGCUUACCAUAACAUUUGGUGCGGAUUGCCAAAUGGUAUCAGACUGUCAUGCCAACGGUAUCUGGAUAACAGAAAUAAAGUUUUAUUGCAAAUGUUAUAUAGCAACCGAUAUUCUGUCAUUU
Puntigrus tetrazona (Sumatra barb) is the source of this 1536-nucleotide messenger RNA. It is a transcript of the gene fam169b, whose product is annotated as family with sequence similarity 169 member B. NCBI's taxonomy places the organism in Eukaryota, Metazoa, Chordata, Actinopteri, Cypriniformes, Cyprinidae. The record is from RefSeq and is a predicted model, not a curated record. Bases 38 to 1006 code for a protein of 322 amino acids. The transcript has 10 exons.